GGCGUCGGAUCUGCGGGGAGCAGGCUGAACAUGGAAGGGAAUGCCGGGAUACUGGAGGAUCGUGUUGCCGCCGCGCGGGGUCCUGGGAUACUGGCGGACUCGGUGGGAGGAGGCUGUUGAUGUGGGGUCGGACCGGCCGACGGCGACGCCGGGUGUGGGAGUCUGUCUGCGACCGUGCGGGUGUCAUGUGAGUGAACCUGUACACAAUGAUUUCUACACACACAUCCGAAAACUCAGUCACACCCAGAGAAGUUAAACAGCGGAUAAAGAAGAAGCUGGCCCAUUCCCUGAAGUGCUUACAGAAGCGGUAUGUAAAUUCGGACAGUGUUGUAACCAGUGAUGACUGUGAUGCAAAUUUACUGUGCUGUGUCAUGGAAUCGAUAUUUGUGCAUGGAUUGAAAUCGAAGCACAUUAAAGCAAGUGGAGGAAACCGAGGGCGGAAAGGCAGUCGAGCUCCUCUUCCACAGCCUGUUUUUUGGACGCUGCUUAAAACGGUCACUCACCAUGAUGUUGUGGCAGAGCUGGAGCAGUUGAACUUUAUUAACACUGAUGUUGGACGGUGUCGAGCGUGGGUGAGACUUGCACUUAAUGAUGGCUUGAUGGAGUGUUACUUAGUGUCCCUGCUUCGUGAGAAGGACAGCCUGUGUGACUUCUACCAUCCGGUGGCCUUGCUUCUUGAUUCAGAAGACAGUGAAGUCCUGCUGAGCUAUCUGCAAGGUCUGUCAUCUCUUUCAUUUACUUUGUCUUAUAAGUCAGCUGUGCUAAAUGAAUGGACUACCACUCCCCUCGCAUUGGCCGGCUUAUGCUCCGGACCUGAACUGCCAGAAGCUUCAUCGCCAAACUUGUCUGAAGGAAGGAGGAAAGGUUCUUGGGAUUCAACUUCUCAGUCAUCUGGUUCUGAUAUAAUUGAAGUGACUCAUACCAGUUCCACAGCUAUGCACAGUAGUAACCAGCUGGGUAAACUAAAACUUGCAUCCUCUACGUUAAGUUUGGAAACAACUGGAUCAUCCCAGCUCUCUUCCAGCCUGAGUUCUGACAGUCUCCUUCAGUCAAAUGGAAUGAAGAGUCCUGACCAAACUACUGAGGAAUUGUGGUCGUAUGAUACAGACAAAGGCAUUGCAAGUGGUGAGAGCUCCAGCAAAUCUCUACAAGUGACACCAGAUGAACUUGGAGAGGACCAAACAACAGUUUCCUUGAAUUGCAAUGUUGCUGUUACUAUAUCACAGCCUGAGUUAUCUCCACCACCUCCAGCAGAUGAUGUUCCAUUGAAUGUUCAUUCAGCUGAAUUGGUAGUUGACCAACAUGCAUGCAAUGAGGAAACAAGUAUAAGGACUACAGAAAGUCAUUCACAAACUGAAUGCCCAUCCUCCACCCAUGUUUCAGCCUUGUACCAUCCAGUGACUUCUAAUGGAUCACAGCCUGAAGGUGACACUAAAACUGUCUCUCCUCUCAGUGAUGAGAUGCUAAACCCUAUUCAUUCUGAAAAGUUAUCUGAUAUCAACUCCGAAAGAACUUUGCAAUCUGCAGCAUGCCAGCAACAGGAAGUAAAAAUUGACCAAAGUGAUUCUGAGGCUGUGGAUCAAGUUUCUGUUGUGAGAGGAGCUGCUCUUGUGACAGGCAAAGAAGAUACAUUGAAUGUUCCCAAUAAUCACUUGAAUGAACCAGGAGAUAAUCAGAAACGAAGUAGCUGGAUAUCAGAUGAUGACAUCUGCAAACCAUCUCCUCAAGAAGUGCUCCCACAAAGCACAGGGGAAAGUUCAACUGAAUGUUCUGUCAACACAACGCCAAUGAAUGAAAAUAGCACUUCAGUUACUGAAAAUGGACCACCAGCUUCCAAGUUCUCACAGAGUAAAUGUAGUCAAGAGGAAAUGUCCUUUAAAGUGACCCAUCGCCGAAAGGCAGGUAUUUCAAACCCUUUUCGUGGACUUCUGAAGUUGGGCAAUUUAGAGAGGCGAGGCCACGUUGGUAUUUGGAAAGAGUAUUACUGUGAGUUAUCACCUUUCGAGUUCCGUCUGUACCAGAGUGAUGAUGACCGCAUUUGCUGCGAGAAUUGCUCGUUACUAAGAUGCGAAUUAGUGGGACGUGCCCACAGUGAUGGGAGAUUUCAUGUGGUUUUUGCUGGCAAGAAAUUAUACCUCCGAGCACCCUCUCGAGAUGAAGCAGAAGACUGGAUUGAUCGAAUUCGGGAAGCAUUAGAACAAUGUCGACCCCUCCAAGCUCCAAAACAAAAGUCAUUGCAUGUAGAGAGCUCAACGAAUGAGAAGCCAGAUUUUGUUUCUGAGACACGUACCCUUUACUCUGCUGAUCAAUUAAAUCACAAGAAAGAAAAUGGCUUCCAGCAAGAUUUUAAUUGGGUUUCUGAGGCAGAACCUCAAUUAGAUGCAAUUAAAGAAACUGUACUGUACUUGUUAACAGGUAAAACAUGGACUCGCUACAUCUUCUCUUUGACAUUAGAAGCACUGAAAUAUUUUCAACUCCAGGAACAGCAAAAAGUACUAUGCAAAAGCUGUAAAAUUGAGACCUUUAAGGAUGUCAUACCUGAUACUGCAUUGGGUGGUCCAGCAAACUUCAAAUUAAUUACAUCUGAAGUCACACUGAGACUUCAGGCUGAAAGUGCUGCAGAGGCAAGAUCGUGGCGUGAACUGAUUCGAGCAGUUCUGUCAUCUUUUUUAGAAGCAGAAGAAGAUACCUUGGCAGAAAGUACAGCCUUCGAGAAGAAGGAGAGAAGACUUGUGGAGUUGGGCUUGGGGGAACACAAGAGUCUUCUGCAAUACCUAACUGUUGUCCCCAUUGAAAAAGGGUUGGACUUGCAGAAAUUUCAAUGUGCAGGAUGCUCCCAAAAAAUAGGAUUUUCAUUUGGUAAACCCAAGGUUUGUGCCUAUUCUGGCCUCUACUACUGUGAAAUGUGUCAUCAGGAUACAGAGACUAUUAUCCCAUCCAGAAUGAUCCAUAACUGGGAUCUGACAAAACAAGGGGUUUCCAAUGUGGCAGCAAAAUUCCUGCAGCAGAUCCAAAAUGAACCAUUCAUUGAUCUUGAUGCGAUAAAUGGAAGUCUCUAUCAGUAUGUUGAACGCAUGGCUCAGGCUCGUAAGAGUAGAGAUCGUUUAAAGCUCUUGGAAGACUAUCUCUUCACGUGUCGGAGCGGUGCAGUUCAGGACCUCUAUAAAAGGUUAGAACAGAAGAAGUAUCUCCUGGAGUCAACCCAUCUCUACAGUGUCUCCGAUCUUCAACAGAUAGCCCGUGGAAUAUUCGAAGCAUUUCUACAGCAGGCCAUCCAUUAUGCCACCAAUCACAUCUAUAUGUGUGAUCUUUGCACUCAGCGAGGCUUCAUCUGCCAGAUCUGCAAUAAUGAUGACAUCAUCUUCCCUUUUGAAUUUGAAUCAACUACAAGGUGCAAGAAGUGCAGGACUGUCUUCCAUAAGGCUUGCAAGGCUGGUGUCCAAUCAUGUCCACGCUGUGUGCGCAAGCAAAAGUACCAGGAGUAUAAAAGGGAGUAUUAGCUGUUGGUCUGCAUUGAGGCUCAUGUGCAUGGGAGUGAGGAUGCAAGCUGUCUACCAUAUGCAGCCUUUUCCCUGAAUUCCUGCAACUUCUGGACAACGUAAACGCUGAGUCAACACAAAAUGAAAUUUUCCGCAAUUGAUCCCACAGGCAGAAACUCCUCAUCCACUUAGUUUUGAGAAACAGCAAAUAGAAAAAGAAUGCACCACUUUUCCUUUCCUUGGUGUAGAUUCAGAAUUUCAUACACACCUACCAGGAAGAUGUCUGCAGCUAGAUUGCAAACUCACCGGUGCUGUUAAACAAGUUCAUCUACGAAAUUUCCUGCUUUUUUUUAUGUAAUGCUAUAUCAUUUUUAAAUGCAUACUCCUUUACUCAAACACGUAAACUAUAGCAGUUUGUGAAAGUAUAAAAUGUUCAUUGCAUGUACAGUAGAUGUACUGUAUUCAUCAGCAGAAUUAACUGUAAAGAUUUGCUGGACCUUGCUUUAAACUGCACUUUCCAAACUAGUCCUUGUAAAUAGACAAAAUAUUUAAAUUUUCACCCAUACAGCAGACUGUCCAUUGCAUUUUAACACUCAUUCCAAAAGGGUGUAAGCACUUUCUUCUUUGUCUAAUCUUGAUAGUUUCAUGGGUUUUUUUUGAGAUUAAUAGUAAUAUAUAAUCAAUUUCUAAAGCAAUUGGAUUACUGAUGUUUAACAUAUCAUUCAGUAGCUGGAUUCUUUUUAACACCAUCUUAUAAAACUUUCUAUUUCAAUCAGUAUAACUUAAAUCUAUUCAUGAAAUUAUGCGAUUUUCCAGUGGGAAUUUAGACGAAUUUAGAAGGGAAAUUGCUAAGGUGCUAAACUUUGUUAAAAUAACUAGUAAUACCAAGAGCAUCCAAAAUGAAAGUUUGUAUAACUUGUAUUUGUGCAUUAUCCUGCUUUUGUGUACAACAUAAUGCAGAUCAUUCCUUCCCAAUUACAAACUUGCCAUUGCUCAUAAGUGUCAUUAAUUCCAAUAGUUAAGAUCUGGGCUCUGCACAUGUUCAACAAAAAAAUCUGAAAACAAACUUGCAGAGCUGCAGUAUUAAGUGCCCACGUUCAAAAGUGCAACAAGUUUUUGGAUGCCUCAAUACUUCCCUGGGUUUAUUACAGUUGAUGUUACAAACCUGCAAAGCAUUACUUGCUGCUUGUGGUCUUCCAACUGUAGCAGGGUUUAACAGCCAUAUAAUAACUUUUGUACAUUUUUUGUAUAUCAGCUUUUUUUGCAUUAUAUACCUUAUGAUUUUCAUUGGAAUCAGAUCAUGACUAAAUUUACUAAACACUGGCGCUAUAGUCAUUUCUAUUUUCUUAAGAACAGAAUGUUGUCAAAAGGUUUGAUUUUUAAAUGUGCAAAUAAAGUUUGAGAGCCUUAUUUAAAUUCAUAAGUACUUGAGUGUCUUGUCAGCAAAAGCUUUACUGAAUGUUACACUUCUUAGUUUUUGGUGAAGAGUAAAACAUGAUUGGAUUCCUGCUAUUUGGGCU
This is a messenger RNA of Pristis pectinata (smalltooth sawfish), 4999 nucleotides long. It is a transcript of the gene plekhm1, whose product is annotated as pleckstrin homology domain containing, family M (with RUN domain) member 1. The coding region runs from base 207 to 3500 and encodes 1097 amino acids. The record is from RefSeq and is a predicted model, not a curated record. NCBI's taxonomy places the organism in Eukaryota, Metazoa, Chordata, Chondrichthyes, Rhinopristiformes, Pristidae. The transcript has 12 exons.